UCUAUACAAUUUAACUCUGAAUUUAUUCGACCGGACAAAAAAUAAUCAGUUACACAAGACUUCGUCAAUUUGGAGAGCGACGUGCGUUUUCUCCGUGUCAGAAUGGGCUGAGCUUGUUGGCGACGGCCCACAGCGAUCCGGCCGAGACGGGCUCGCCGCUGCUGCAGAUGCCGGGCAGCCAGCAGAGGAGGCCCGUCACCAGGCUGGCCAGCCACAGCUCCGCCGUCUCCAGCAGGCCGGGCUCCUCGCGCGCCAGGCCGAGCGCCGUCAGCACGGCGCUGGGCGCCUGACCCACGGCCUGCGCCACGUCCCAGAGGCCCAGCUCGGGCGCCAGCGCCGCCCACAGCGCCCACACGAGCAGCGGGGCGCCGGCCGCCAGCAGGGCGCCCCGGUGGCUCUGCAGAGCGGCAGCCAGCCGCGAGCUGAGAGCGGGGGGCGCCGGCCGGCGGGCGCCCAUGUUGGCGCGCGCCAGCAGCAGCGCAAUGUCCGCCUCGUCGCCGCAGCCCUCCAUGGCCUUGACGUCGAACACGUCGCCGUGGCCGUGCUUCUGCAUCACCGAGGUCAGCGUCCUCGUCAGAGCCCUGCAACAGUCGGCAGCCAGCUGGUUUAUUUUUUUAACUUCUCUUCACUGAUCUGACAAAAAUGCCAAAGAAGAAGACUGGGCAGAGAAAGAAAGCCGAGAAGCAGAAAGAAAGACAGAAGCAGAUCAGCGCAUCCAAAGCCAACAGGAGUCUCAUUGACCAGCCAUGCAAUGCUGUGAUGGAAUGUGAUAAAUGUCAAAAGAAGCAGAAGAACCGGGCGUUCUGCUACUUCUGUCAGGCGGUGCAGCGGCUACCGCAGUGUGCCGAGUGCGGCAAGGUCAAGUGCAUGUUGAAGACGGGUGACUGCGUCAUCAAGCACGCCGGCGUCUUCACCACUGGCCUGGCGAUGGUGGGAGCCAUCUGCGACUUUUGCGAGGCGUGGGUGUGCCACGGCCGAAAGUGCCUGCAGAGUCACGCGUGCGGGUGCCCUCUGAGGGAGGCGCUGUGCACCGAGUGUCGCAGGGACGUCUGGGACCACGGCGGCCGACUCUACCUAUGUUCUUUCUGUGACAACUUCCUUUGUGAAGAUGACCAGUUCGAGCACCAAGCUUCUUGCCAGAUUCUCGAGUCGGAAACGUAUAAAUGUCAGUCGUGCAACAAGCUGGGCCAACAUUCGUGUCUCCGCUGCAAGGUGUGCUUCUGUGACGACCACGUGCGUCGGAAAGGCGUCAAAUACGAGAAGAACGCGGCCAUGCCGUGCCCCAAGUGCAACUACCCUACCUCGGAAACCAAGGACCUUUCAAUGUCGACGCGCAGUCACAAGUUCGGCCGCGGCGGCAGCGGUCGGGACGACUGGGGCACGCGCACCUACGGCCGAGAGGAUGACGAUGACGACGAUGACGGGGGCGGCGGCGGCGCCAGCGGGUACGCCGCCUGGGCGGCGGCGGCGGCCGCCGGCGGCACCGGCUACGGUGGAGCCUACAGCGCCACCGGCUACGUGUUCAGCGAGACCAACGGCGACAGCGACGAAGACGACGACGACUACGACCCCGACGAGGACGACGAGAGCGACGACAGCUAGGGGCGGCCCGUCGCUGCUCGCGUCGCGGCACGCCCCCAGCGUUCUGCUCGUGUUAGGAUGAAGUGUUUAUAUAUGACAACCGUCAAUAUAUUCUUACAAAUGUGCUU
Molecule: messenger RNA, 1709 nt
Organism: Amphibalanus amphitrite
Lineage: Eukaryota; Metazoa; Arthropoda; Thecostraca; Balanomorpha; Balanidae
Product: zinc finger protein 330 homolog
Exons: 8
Coding region: 643-1602 (319 amino acids)
Cellular component (GO): nucleus
Molecular function (GO): zinc ion binding
Source: RefSeq, a predicted model, not a curated record